Messenger RNA from Chenopodium quinoa (quinoa), 3152 nucleotides. Its product is annotated as pentatricopeptide repeat-containing protein At3g29230-like. The transcript has a single exon. Gene Ontology annotation, molecular function: RNA binding; protein binding. NCBI's taxonomy places the organism in Eukaryota, Viridiplantae, Streptophyta, Magnoliopsida, Caryophyllales, Amaranthaceae. Gene Ontology annotation, biological process: RNA modification. The record is from RefSeq and is a predicted model, not a curated record. Bases 788 to 2626 code for a protein of 612 amino acids.
UUUCAAAUAUGGAAAUUUCCUUUUAGUUGCACCAAUUACUUUCUUUUUUGGGUAAUGAGAUGGAGGAGGAAGCAAGCUUAUUAAAACUACUUUUUUUUUUAAGGAGGAAAGAGAUACAGAGAAAACAGUAAAGGCACCCAUGUGAUGUGAGAGAUACAGAGAGUUUAUUAAUCAAAAAGGAAAGUGAUAGAGCUUAAUUGAAACUUUCAAAUUUAAAAAGUGAUGCAUAAAAAAAAAAAAGUUUCACCCGUCACCGCUAUAGCCCAACUCUUUUCCCCUCACCACCCUUUUCUCUCCUCCCUAAGCUGCCAUUAAAGGGGGUAGCAAUGGCCACAAAGGUGAUAGUUUAUAGGGGUGGAGGAUUUUUCGGAUUUUCUCCAAAAAAAAAAAAAAAAAAAAAAAGUAAACAAGAAUUAAAAAAAUGACUUGUUGGACUUGGGCAAGUCAAAGGUCAUUUGACCUAAUUAAAGAUAAUACCUUAUAAAAGUCAAUUUAUGUUUAGUUAAUCAAAAUAUUGACUUUUUUUUGAGCUAAUCGAACAAAGGUUAACGUAUUCUUGACAAAAAUACCAAUAAAUAAUUUUUUGCACUUCUUUAGAGAUACUCCGUACUCGAUAAUGCUUCAUGGCAACGUCGAACAACUUGUGUAUCUCCAUGUCAACUAAACAAAAUCCACCUCGAACUCGAAAACCGGGAUACCUUUAAAAAAUAAAAAGAGUAGUUAAUUAGUUAAUUCCAAAUUUCAAAAUAACUGGCAGUCAAUCAUCUUCUACAUUCUACAUUAUGAUAUGGCUAAACUCCAACCACACACCAAUUUCAGACCACCAAUGACAACACCCAUUAGAGCUCCAACUUGGUUCUCCACUAGAAGGCAACUCGAACUCCAAGUUUCUGAACUUCACAAAUGCUCAAAUUUAUCACAUUUGAAACAAAUUCAUGCUCAAAUUUUCAAAGCUAAUCUUCAUAAUGACCCUUUUAUAGCACCUAAAUUAAUCUCUGCUUUCUCUCUCUGCCAUCAAUUAGGGUUAGCCAUUAAUGUAUUCAAUCAAGUUCGAUAUCCCAAUGUUCAUUUGUAUAAUUCUCUUAUUAGAGCUCAUACCCAGAAUUCUCAAUCUUGUCAAGCUUUCAUGACUUUUCUUGAUAUGCUUAAUAAUGGCGUUUUACCUGAUAAUUUUACAUACCCAUUUCUUCUUAAGGCUUGUAGUGGACCCUGUUCAUUGCAAUUGGUUCAAAUGGUUCAUACCCAGAUGAUAAAAUUAGGUUUUUUUGGUGAUAUUUUUGUACCCAAUUCGUUGAUUGAUAGUUACUGUAAGUGUGGGGUGAUUGGUGUUAGUUCUGCUAGGAAGUUGUUUAUGUUCAUGGAGGAUAGAGAUAUUGUUUCUUGGAAUUCAAUGAUCAGUGGGUUGGUUAAAGGGGGUGAAUUGAAAGAUGCUCGCCAACUGUUUGAUGAAAUGCCUGAGAGAGAUUCUGUGAGUUGGAAUAUCAUGUUAGAUGGGUAUGUUAAAACGAGGGACAUGGAUGCUGCGUUUAAACUGUUUGAAAGGAUGCCUGAGAGAAAUGUUGUAUCUUGGUCUACCAUGGUUUCGGGUUAUACGAAAGCAGGGGAUUUAGACAUGGCUAGGUUACUCUUUGAUAAGAUGCCUGUCAAGAAUUUGGUGUCAUGGACAAUUAUAAUUUCUGGGUAUGCUGGAAAAGGAUUCACAAAGGAGGCUAUAUCUUUGUAUAAUGAAAUGGAAAGUUUAGGAUUGAAAUUCGAUGAUGGGACCAUUAUUAGUAUCCUAGCUGCUUGUGCUGAGUCUGGUUUGCUGACACUUGGGAAAAGAGUUCGUUCCUCAAUUGUGGCAACAGGUUUUAGAUGUAGCGUCGCAGUGAAUAAUGCAUUGAUUGAUAUGUAUGCCAAGUGCGGAUGUGCAGAAAAAGCAUUAGUUGUAUUCCAGGGGAUGUCUGAAAGAGAUUUAGUUUCGUGGAACACCAUUAUCCAAGGUUUAGCUAUGCAUGGAGAUGGAGUGACAGCACUCAAGCUUUACUCAAGGAUGAAACAAAGUGGUUUUCGACCUGAUAAAUUCACUUUCAUUGGUAUCUUAUGUGCUUGCACUCACAUGGGUUAUGUUGACAAGGGUCUUGAUUAUUUUUAUUCUAUGGAAAGGGAUUAUGAAAUUGUCCCCCAAAUAGAGCAUUAUGGCUGCUUGAUUGAUCUAUUAGGUCGGGGUGGGCGUUUAAAGGAAGCUUUGGAGGUUGUGCAGAACAUGCCAAUGGAACCAAAUGCCGUCAUUUGGGGUACGCUCUUGGGAGCAUGCCGGUUGCAUUACCCUGUGGAAAUUGCACAGGAGGUUUUGAAGCAUUUGGUCAAAGUUGAUCCAACAGAAGCUGGAAAUUUUUCUAUGUUGUCUAAUAUAUAUGCUGCUGCAGGGGAUUGGGGUAAUGUUGCAAAUGUCAGACGAACUAUGAAGAAUAUAGGAGUGCAAAAACCUUCUGGGGCUAGUACUCUUGACCUGGAUGGUGAGGUUCAUGAAUUUACAGUCUUUGACAAUUCUCACCCAAAUUCAGAAGGUAUAUAUCAGAUGAUCCAUUUAUUACGCCCACAACUUAAGGAAUCUGGCUGUGCCCCGAGGACAAAAUAUGGUUAAAUAACCAUCUAGCCACUGGCUUCAUAGUUGUUUGUACUAUGGUGGUAGACUGGUAGGGUACCGUGCAUGAGGUCGAAGUUUUGCUUAACUGUGGAGCAGAUGAUAUACUGCUCUUAUGGUGUUUUCCCAUAAUGGUGUUUCUGAUAAUGAUCUGUUUUUCAUCCCUCAAAGUAAAGGGAUGGCUACCUUACUUCUGUACAGAAGUUAAUUAAUACAAGUAUAUAAUUAUGGUCUCCCAAGUUUCUGAUGACAAGUAAAUCUGGAAGUAAUACUGGAGAUGGGAUGAAAUUGUCACUUACAUCCGUAGUAUGUGCCUGUGUCGUGAUCUAAGCACGUAGAAUGGUCGAUAGUUAUUAAUAGAUGUACAGUCGUUUUUUCUCUCCACAACGGCCCCCUCUGUAUCUAUAGAACAAUAACUUUGCCAGAAAGAGUAAUAAAAAAGACUGAUUACAGAUUUACAGGGAAGUAUGCUGUGCAUCACACUAGCGUUCCAAGUACUCCGUCAUUGAAUAUUGUACAGAGUAAC